CGGCCGUGCAUGUUUGGCUGGCUCGGCAACGUGCUGGUGGACGCCGCGCGGGAGGCUGUGCGGACUGCGGGCGCCGCUUCUCUCGUGUGGGCUGGGCAGAGCGAGCGCGCCUGCCCCGACUGCACGUGCUCGCAGCACCUGGCGUGCCCUGUCCUGCAUUGCCCGCCUUGCACGCUCGGGGGCGCGGCCUGCCCGUACUGUCCCGAGGUCAGCUGCUUUGUGGUGGCGGCAGGCCUCAGCGGGUUGUGGCUCAUCGCGGGCCUCGCGGGGCUGGCGGCGGGCUGCUGCGCGUGGGCCAUCUGGGGCACUGGGCUGAGGCGCGUGCAUGGCCGACUCGAGGUCCUGGGGACGACCUGGGUAAUCGCGACGCCUGAUGACGAUGUCUACCCAGAGGACAUCAUGGCUCUCGGUGGCAGGCCGUGUGUCCAAGGGUCCAUGCCGCCGGCGAUCCCUGCAGACACGCUGCUCUACCGCUUCCCGCCGCUUGGACAGUUGCACACCAACGCGGAGUGGAGGCACAUGUUCGACGACGGGAUCGCGACCGUGCAGAUGCGGCGGGCUGCCAUGGGGGUCGUCGAGUCGACCCUGGAGCGGAUGCCGAAGCUGGAGCUGUUCGUGAUCGUGUGGCUGUGCAUGGCUGGGUCGCUGGCACUGGGCCGCCUGGAGGCCAGGCCGCGGCUGGGGCCCCCGCCGGUGCAGAUGCACUCGUGCCUGCUGCAGCUGGGCCGCCGCUGGCCGCCACCGCCCCUGCGCUGGGUGGGGAGGGCCCCGCUGGCGGCGCUGGGCCGGAGUGCGAUCGGUGGAUGUUCGGGUGCUGCCUGUUUUCGCAACCAGAUGGGCCAGCGCUUCCGACCCUACAGUGAUGGUGUGGGCCUGCUGGAGGAGCCAACGUGGAAGGACUUCGCCAUCCAGGGGCCGAGGACGAACCUGCGGCUGUGCAAGUUCAUCCGAGACCAGGGCUGUGUUCCUCGCGCCAGGACAGAGAAGUGGACGCGCGACGCCCAAAUACCAGACAAUGACAGAGUCAAUCAUGAGCACGACAGCCUCAUGGAGAUCCUGGAGUGGGCCAUCACGCAUGACGAGUUGGACGUGUCGGCGCUGGCGAGCUUCGAGCUGCGGGCGCGUAGAGUUCAGCUGCUGGAGGAGGCCCACACUGCCAACCCGACGGCGCCGAGGUACGAAGGGAACGAGUACUUCAGGGCCGCGGCCGUGGUGCCGCAACUCACCUCGCACGUGGCACUCCAGCUUCAGGGCGAGGGGCAGAUCCAGAAGGAUUGA
Prorocentrum cordatum is the source of this 1278-nucleotide messenger RNA. The record is from the annotation of a GenBank genome assembly. Lineage: Eukaryota; Dinophyceae; Prorocentrales; Prorocentraceae.